UAGCCAACUCUAGUGUCAGCUAUGCAGCGCUUAUCAUUGAUAAUAACUCGACUUCAGCCUGCUCAAACCUUUGACUUCCAAUUCCUAUAAACCUGGAAGUCCUUGCAUCAGAAGUUGAGAAAGGGAAAGAACGAUCAGCUUGUUUGUCUCUUUCCAAUCUCUGGGAAGGAACUCUCCGGAUGGGAAAUGUCCCGGUCGGUACCUCCACUUUCAAAGGAUCAGAUUUAGAAACCCCCCUCCGAGUGGGUGAAUUUAUGAUGAGGUGAUACCCAACAGAUCAAUCAAGUACCACCCCUUUCUUCGCUUUCUGCUGAUAUGCAUUCUGCGUGUUCCGUGAAUGGCGCAUACAUCUCAGGCAUACCGCUGUGGGUCUUUCCACUGGCAUCUAUCAACCGGCACCGGUCCUAUGAUCCUAUCCGCAGAGUCUGUCAAGAACAUAACAUGCAACAGCAUGGCACACUCUCUACUAGUGUCAAUACAACACGGUGACACAACCUUAUCGCUCCUCUACUAUCGAUCAUCUAUUUAGAUAUACUUACACUUCUUGGCUUUCUUGGUCCUUUUGUCCUCCAAAUUGUCCGAUCCUGGGAUUUCUGCAUCAUCCAUGCUUCCUAUCUUGGGGCGUCAAUGUCACCCCACGACUGCCCUGCUGCCGUGAUCUUCAAUACAGUCAAAACAAACCGCCGCUAGUGGAGGCUAGCGCCUGCCCACCAACGAUGUCGCAGAGCAGACCACCUAAGACCGCAAGCGAACAGUCUCGCCCGCUUUCCACCCGCUAGCUAUGGGGCUGAAUGUAACGGCGAACCGUUGCUCAGCACUAAAGCCCGUUGUACAUUAUCAUCACAACAGGCAGCAAGAUACCGGCCAGUCGGCUUUGACGUUUGUGGCUCUAGCCAUGGUGCGAUUUGACAAGAUGAUGACAACCGCAUUUUUCACCUUAACCGAGUAUGCCAUAAACACUAGUUUGGUAGCUAAGUGUCCUUAUCGGUUUCGCCUCAAAGAUACCUCGCAGUCUCGGCACUUACAACACCCCUGCAUUACGUGCUUUGAAUUCCUGACUUGUCUCGAACCGAGGCCUACGCUCUAUCACUCGCAGGAAUAAACCAUCUGUUAGACAUGCAUCUUGAGACAGACGCACAGAAUCGAAGAUCGACUCCUGCAGCGAUGAGAGGCCCCUGUCUAUUCCCAACCAAACUAUCAGGAUUCAGGGGUGUGCUUCCUGCUUAUUCCCCGACUCAUGGUAUGCUUCCCGGUUGUAUAUAAGAUGGCUUGAGCAGUGUUGCUCUGGAAUGCUGUUUGUCGCAUGACAACUCUGCUUGGCUGAUUUGCUUUCCCCCAAAUCAUCGUUCUGGUCUGACAUAAUCACGUCUAUCCACGCUGACGUGUCUCCUAUACAAUGGCUCGCCAAUAUGACAACAUCAUAUUUGACUUGGGCGAUGUGUUAUUCCAUUGGGAUGCAAGCACUGUUACUGCCCUUCCAAAGAAAACCAUCCGCGCCAUGAUGAAUACCACCAUCUGGCUAGAUUAUGAGCGGGGCUUCUUGUCGCCGGGGCAGGCACACAAGCUGUUGGCUACCGAGCUAAAGACCACACCAGAGUUAGUGGCCGAGUCACUUGAGCAAGCUCAGUUGACACUCCGCCCUGAUGCUGAGAUGACAGAUCUGAUCCUGAAGCUCGCAGCAGCACGCACAAGAUCGGGGCAAGCCAAGGUUAGGAUUCUUGGUCUCUCGAAUAUUGCCAAAGACCACUUCAUCGGCAUUCAAAAGAUCCAAUUCCCGUGGCAUCUCUUUGAUCGCAUCUUUACUUCCUGCGACACGGGAAUGCGCAAGCCAGACUUGUGCAUCUACCAGCACCUGAUCAAGGAGACUGGGAUCGACCCUGCUCGGACUAUUUUCCUUGAUGACCGUGUUGAGAACAUUUUUGCGGCUCGUAGUCUCGGUUUGAGAGGCGAGGUGGUCGGUCGUCUGGGACCCGAAAGGUCGCAGUUAGUUCGUCUUCUUACGAACCUCUUACUGCCUGACGACACUAUAAUUCGCGCCGAGGGGUUCUUGAGGUCCCGAGCGGGUAACCACCUCUCUGAGUUCGAAGGGAAGGACCUGUCUUUCCGCGACAACUUUUCGCAGCUUCUUCUAUGGGAGCUCACGGGAAUGGAAGAGCUUGUGUAUCUCACCUGGCCAAGCCGUCCAUCACCUGAGGUAUCUUCAGCUUCGUCACCGGUCGAUACCAUUUCCAAUCCAGACUCCGCCGUGGAGCUAUUCCUAGACGAGAGCCCCUCUAGCUCGUCCCAAAAAGUUAAACCCGCCACCACCUCGUCCCCGUUCUGGAACUACUUCUCCUCCCAACCAGUCCUCACAACCAACACGUUCCCCGCCGACGCAGAUACCACGUCGAUCGCUUACCUCAGCCUGCCAGAACAGCACCUCUCGUCGGUGGUGCCGCCAUCAGAAGCCAUGGCCGCCAUGGCAGCCAACACCAGCGCCGAUGGUAUCAUCCAGGUCUACUUUAGCUCUUCCCGUCCGCACACCUGCCCUGUAGUCUGCGUUAAUGUCCUUCGGUUCUUUAACAAGUUUUCUUCUACCCCCGUUGAAACCGACGAUCGCCUCAAGCCCACUGUUGACUUUGUCAUCAACUCGCUUGCUAACAGGGCGUAUGUUCACGGCAGCAGGUACUACGUCCCAGAAGCGUUUUUGUAUUUUGCCGCGCUGUUCUACAAUGAGUGCAAGGGGACUUCACCUGGUUUGUGGGGGAGGUUGGAUGAGCAUAUGAAGGGGGCUUUGUUGGAAAGGUUGAGGGUGUCGGCUGCGGGGAAUGCGGCUGCGCUGGCGAUGAGGGUGAGGGCUUGCCAGGUUGUUGGGUUGGGGAGGGAGGUGGCGAGGGGGGAUUUUGAGGAACUGUUGGGGUUGCAGAGGGGGGAGGAUGGAGGGUGGCCGGCAGGGUGGUUUUGCAGGAUGGGGAGGACGGGGGAUGCGAUUGGGAACAGGGGGUUGACUACGGGGAUGGUUUUGAGGGUUUUGAGGGAUUGGUCGUGA
Molecule: messenger RNA, 3028 nt
Organism: Podospora bellae-mahoneyi
Lineage: Eukaryota; Fungi; Ascomycota; Sordariomycetes; Sordariales; Podosporaceae
Exons: 3
Coding region: 1397-3028 (543 amino acids)
Source: RefSeq, a predicted model, not a curated record